Molecule: messenger RNA, 712 nt
Organism: Monopterus albus (swamp eel)
Lineage: Eukaryota; Metazoa; Chordata; Actinopteri; Synbranchiformes; Synbranchidae
Gene: card19
Product: caspase recruitment domain family, member 19
Exons: 6
Coding region: 77-619 (180 amino acids)
Cellular component (GO): mitochondrion
Source: RefSeq, a predicted model, not a curated record
UUUAUGAAAAUGUUGACGUUCCAGCGCGGUGACGUCAGAGGGCGUGUCUUGCCAAAGGACAUUUGGAGACUUCAGAAUGGGAGACAGUUUUCGAGAGCAGCUGAUAGAGGACUGCGCUUUCCUCAAAGCUGACUGGAGACUGGACACAGAGCUGGUGGACAAACUCAUCCUGCAGCUCAACAGAAUCUACCCGCAGAUACUCACAGACAAGGAGGCCACCAAGUUCAGAAACGUGGAUGUGCCCACUAGUGUUCGACUGGGUGAGCUCUUGACACAUCUCCAGGGAAAAGGCGAUGAUGCAUGCAGGGAGUUUUACAGGGCUCUGCACUUGCAUGUAGAAGAGGUAUAUUACAGCCUGCCAACACGGCUUCGCCUCAGAGAUUCCUUGGAUCCACUCACACAUUCACGAGUCUACCGACAGAGACAUGUUCUGAAUGACAGAGGUCCCCUCUUCUUUCUGGGCUGUUUCAGCCUUGCAGUGGGAAUGGGUUUACUCUAUUACUACAGCGAAUCUAAGGUGACGGGAGGCAGCCGGGCCCUAGGGAUGGCUGCUCUGGGUCUGAAAAAAAAAGCUCAGGAGGUUCUUAUAUGGUACACUGAAGAAAGCCUUGUGAAGUAGAGGGUGACUCCUACACACCAGCAGUACUGCUUUGAUGAAUGCUUUCUGUACCAAAGCACAGCACACUAAACCUUUGCAUGGGUUCAAUACUAA